GCGGUGCAUACUGGGAGUAUCCGCGCGACGCUGAUUCAGUUACCGAAGGCAGGCGCGAGGACGCUGAAAAUGGUGCAGCACCCAGCAGCGGAGAAGGCGCCGCGCUCGCGGGACGGUGCGUCCUGCGCGAGCCCCUCGCUCUGAGACUCUCCCGCGACGACGGAACAGGUGAAUGGCAGGGUUGGGUAAAGAGCAGGCCAGCCAAUGCAGUGUGUAGGCCCAGGAGUCCACGUCGACGAAAACAUGAACGGGUCGGGAGAGCAGGUGGACAUCCUCCCCCCCAACUGUAUGGUCAAGGAGCGAUGGAAAGUGCUGAAGAAGAUUGGGGGUGGUGGCUUUGGAGAGAUCUAUGAGGCGCUGGACUUGCUAACCAGAGAGAACGUGGCUCUGAAGGUGGAGUCAGCACAACAGCCCAAACAAGUCCUCAAGAUGGAGGUGGCUGUGUUGAAGAAACUCCAGGGGAAAAACCAUGUGUGUAAGUUCAUCGGCUGUGGCAGAAACGAGAAGUUUAAUUAUGUGGUCAUGCAAUUACAGGGGCGGAACCUAGCGGAUCUGAGGCGGAGUCAACCCCGAGGGACCUUCUCCGUGAGCACCACCCUGCGUCUCGGCAAACAGAUCCUGGAGUCGAUCGAGGCCAUCCACUCUGUGGGCUUCCUCCACCGGGACAUCAAACCUUCAAACUUCGCCAUGGGCCGCCUGCCGUCCACAUACAGGAAGUGCUACAUGCUGGACUUCGGCCUGGCGCGCCAGUACACCAACACCAGUGGAGACGUGAGACCACCUCGCACGGUGGCAGGAUUCCGUGGAACAGUGAGAUACGCUUCUGUCAACGCUCACAAAAACAAAGAGAUGGGUCGUCAUGACGAUCUAUGGUCCCUGUUUUAUAUGCUGGUGGAGUUCACUGUUGGACAGUUGCCAUGGCGAAAGAUCAAAGACAAGGAACAAGUGGGUCAGAUCAAGGAGCGCUACGAGCACAAGGUGCUCCUCAAGCACAUGCCCACGGAGUUCCACAUCUUCCUGGAGCACGUGCUGGGCCUGGACUACCACGCCAAGCCCGACUACCAGUUGCUGAUGUCUGUAUUUGAGAAGAGCAUGAAGGAGAGAGUGAUAACAGAGAAUGAGCCCUUUGACUGGGAGAAGACGGGAACAGACUCGCUAUGUACGAACAGCACUGCCACACCCCCUCAACAACAUACACGGCAGACCGCGGCUAUAGUGGGAGUGGUGAACGUGACUCCCGUUCCUGGAGAACUGCCAAGAGAGAACACGGAUGACGUCCUGCAGGACGAACACUUGAGUGACCAGGAAAAUGCCCCACCUGUCCCGUUACCCAUCAGGCCUGGCGAGGCCGCCCUGGUGCCGUCCGGUGGGGAGGUGUGGGAUGACACCGACUUCAACCGCAACAAACUCAGGAUAAGCAUUAGUAAGAACCAGGUAACUGCAGAAGAGGAGGAGCUAGCUGGAGGGGUGCAGCCUGUCUCUCCAAGGGGCGGAGACCCAGAAUCCCCUGGUGCACAAGGCCGGCCAGUCAGGUAUCGGCGCGUCAACAGUCCUGAGUCAGAUCAUGUGUCUGGGGACGGGAGAGAUGAUGCCUGUGAUAAACGGUCCCGCGUGGACAUGCUGGGCUCGCCCUCACGCCACAUCUACUCCUCCCAGCCAGCGCAGAUGCUCUCCCUGGACGUGGGUCCAGCCGAUCGGCAGGCGGGCGGCCCCCCCGACGUCUCGGCCAACGGGGACCUGGAAGCCCACAGCAAUGCUUACAUUCGCUCUGUGCCCCUGGCCGAGGAGGAGGACUUCGACAGCAGGGAGUGGGUGAUCAUUGACAAGGAGGCGGAGCUCAGAGACUUCCACCCGGGGGCGGAGCCUACGACGUCAGGCACCACGGACGAGGAGCCGGAGGAGCUGCGACCCCUGGAGGAGCUCGAGGAGAGAAGGAGGCGAGGAGCAGGUGGAGUUGAUGCUGCAGUGCGGCCCAAAACCCAUCGUGGGACUACGGGAUUGGUUGGGGAGGAGGGGGCGGGGCCGAGCCCCAGCCAAUCACCUGGUCACACACUGCUGCAUACCAGCCCACAAAGGAGGGAAUCCGAGCCAUUUGGCCCACACAGACAGGAGUCUCUGGAUGUGGAGUCCGUCGCAUCUGUAUCCCUCACUAGACUGAGGCGGGUAGACUUCCUGUCUGGCGUGUUGAUGUUCGACGCUCGCGUGGAUGUGGGCGGAGCAAGGCGGGGCUCCAGCAGUGAAGGAAGCCCUGAGGGGGCGGCCUCCACGCUCCUGGCCCCGCCCCACCGGGACCCUGACCAGGAGGAAGGGUCCCGCACCCUGGUGCUCAUCUCUGCCGGCAAUGGGGCCAGUUCCCCUGGCAACGGGCUGGUUUCCCCUGCCGACGGGCAGGGGACACUAGCAGCACUAACACCUCAGGGCGAGCGGCCGGCGCCGGAGGAGUCGGAGCCUGGAACGCUCUCGUCCGUCCUCAAGUCAGAGCCGCGGCCCAUAGUCAUGACGACUGUUGCUGCGAUCGCCGGCGGCUCCUCCUCACCACCCUUCACCAAGGUGGAGCGCACGUUUGUGCACAUCGCUGAGACGACACACCUGAACGUCAUGACAACCAGGCGGCAGCUGGCGGGGCCGGCCGACGAGCCGUCCCCGGGACGCGAACGAGUGGAGAGACUCGAAGAGAGGGAGGAGGAGGAGGAGGAGGAGGAGGAGGACAAAAGUAAGGGAGAAGAGAAAGAAAGAAAGAAAGAGGUGGAAGAGGGUGGAGAGGAGGAGUUUGAGAGGGAGCAGAGAGAUGAAGGGAGUAAGAGAGACGCUGCAGAGCAGAGCGAUGAUCUCGAGGAGGAGCACAAAGAAGGAGAAGAACCAGCAGGACAAAAAGAGAAAAGCAGAUCUUCAGAACUCGAGGGGGAGUCACAUGACCUCCAGGAACCUUCAGCCAUUGAUCACCAAGCAGCUUGGUUUACACCGACCGAACCGGAAGGUAAACCAGAACUUGUGCUAGCAUUGGCGGAGGGGCAGAAUCAGACAGAGGAUGGGGAGUGUCCUACCCCAGCCACUGACACAAAAAGGGAGCUGGUGUCAGACGCGGUGGGGGCAUCUCGGCCUGCGAAGGAGGCAAAGUCGGAGGGCCAAAAGGGCAUAUCCGGGCCCAGGCCUCAGCCCCACCCACAGAGGCCCAGUCGCAUUCCGGUGCUGAUGUCGGAAGAGGAGACCGGUUCAGACCGGUCAUCUCAAACCAGCCAAGACCAGUCGCCACGACCCCAUAAAACCCGACCGCCACACUUAGUCCGCCUGGUUUUGGAGCGCAAGCAGUCACGUUUCCGCCACCAAUCCACCUCCUCCCCCUCCCCAACCCUGUCAGCAACCGCCUCAGAGGAUGACACCCACCAAUCAGACGACUCGGUCAAAGCAAGAGGAGCAGUGGGACCAAUGAGGAGCAAGAUCCCGCGGCCGGUCACGCCCAUUAAGAAGUCUUCCAUCCAGUUAGGAAGUGUGAUCGUUCCUCAGACUCAGAGAUCUGCCUCCUUCAUUCAAUCUAGUUCUGGGAUGCAGAAGUCUGCAAAUGCACACACAAGUGUGCAGCAGCCUAGACCUCAGCUCCGCCUCUCCAAAACACUGCCAUGGUCCCAACAGCCAGGCUCCUCCCCCUCUCUGGGUGGUCGGACAGCUCUGCGUAGUCAGUCCCGGCCCACCGCUUCUCCGAACAUCCGUAGCAUAAGCACCUCGCCCCGCAGUUACUCCACCUCCCGUACAGAUAGCCCAUCCCCCCAGCGGCUCCGCCGGCAGCCUAUGGCUGGCGAGGCACCGAGGGCCCUCCAGCAGCCACGCCCCUUUUCGACAUCACAACCAAAGUCCAAACCUCAGGACUCCGACCGCAAAAAGAGUAAGGCGUACCCGACAGCCACGCCCCCGAAAGGGAAGACACACCCGACAGCCACGCCCCCGAAAGGGAGGAAAGAUGCAUCUGUGAUGAAGUGUAAAGGCAGAUAAUUCCUGUAAAAGCUUCUCCCCGUCCAUGGGCAUCACGUCUGCCCUCCACCACAUUCUCCUUUUUGUCCUUUCAAGCACCAUCACCCAAUGCCAACUUGCUCCCUGUCACAGAUCUGCGUUUUCAAAUCCAACAUGAUGGAUCUGAGUAAAGCUUUGUGGUGUUCUCGUUUCAGUUACGUGACUGUAACAACUGCUUAAAUACCUCCAAAGAGGACCUUACAUUCUCUCUCUCUCUCUCUCGCUCUCUCACACACACACACACACACACUCACACACAAAGUGACCAUGAUGGUGACGAUGUGUGUAAGAACAAAAUCCACACUGACAGUGUGUCAGACACUAGGACACACGGCCCUGCCUUAAUAAAUCCUACAGCAUCAUCACAGUAAACCUCACUGUAAACACAUGAAAAGCUGCACAUGCUACACUCUACGCUCGCCAAUGAAACUGCGUCACACAAUUAAUCACGUUUUUAUUUCGCAUAUUUUUUAUGAGCUACGUUGCUGAACUGCUUAGAGAUACUCAGAUGCUUUGAAAGUUUAGCAGUGAUAAAUUGAGGAAAUUCAAGGGUUUUUUUUUUUUUAGAUUGGUUAUUCCCUUGUAUAACCGCUAUUUUAGAUCAGUAUCUCAGACCAGGAUUAGUACCAAACCGAGACUUAAGGGACCUGCAGUAGUGAGUCACAAGUGACAUUACAACUAAGUCUAAAACCAAGAUAAGUUGAACCUAUAGGACAAUGUGGCAACACGUUUUAAUAGUACUGGUUCGAGUUAUGUCUCUGAUACUGUUUCUCCUCCUACUGCUCCAAGCACUUGUAUUUCAUCAUGGAGGCCCAGGUUUUGUUGAUAUUUCUGCCGUGAAUAUGGCGUUUAAUUAAUUAAGGAAGAAUGGUACCUUUUGUAGUUCCCAGAAGUCACUACUUCUUAAUUAGGCUAAAUAAUCAUUUUUUCAUAGGAAUUUAAUAAGUCGUACUUAAAUAGCUGAGUUUACCUCAGCAUGCAGUUGAUGAUGAGAUAUUCAAUCCUAAGUGAAUCCCAAAGACAAAACCCAUGUCACUUCCCUUAGACGUACACAGUAAAAAUGUUGGCGCAACGCAGACUUAUAUUGUCUCUUUCAGAAAAGAACAGAGAGCUGUUGCACCAGUUUGUACUAAAAUUGUGUAAUGCCACCAAUUAUUGUGACAUUUACCUGGCUCCAAAUACUGCACUUUACUUUUUUACAGUUUGAAAUGCUAACAAACAAAUCUAGUCCAUAAAUACAUGCAUACACUAGCACAAAUGAUCAGUGAGUAAAAUAUAUCAGUAUUUAUGUGUAAUGCAUAUAGGAAACUUAAGUGUGCCCCAUAAACUCACUGGCAUUGCCUGUCUACAUCAAGCCAUGACUUACAGUGCUCCAAAAUUUUAGGGUUAAUUGUGCACACAUUUUACCAAGCACUGCCCAUCCACCUGAUUGGUUCGCUGAUUACUGACACACACUCUGAUAGGCCCAUUCAUUUUGUGACCAGCACUACAUUAUGCCUUUGCCAUGUCUUUGGUUAUACUACAUUGCUGUUUCUGUAAUGGUCUCUUGAAAAUAUGUAGAUAUUAUAAGUACUUUUCAAAACAAAGUUCUAUUUAUUUUUUUCAAUUAUGGAUCAAAUGAAUGUAAUAUAAAAAUUAGAAGAUAGUGUUGUACUUAUGUUUUAUUUUUAGUUUGAAGUGUACCAUACUCAUUUUACAUCAGACCAGAGUAUUAAAAAUACUGUAGGGCCAGAAACUACCCAUAUACCAGAUGGAAUAUGUGAGCUUUAUCAGACUACAGAAACGCCAGACAGAAAAUGUGAGCUUAUCAGACUUAAUCAGACUACAGAACUAGUUAAAGUUGGGUAAUUGGUCCACUGAAAUCAGGAUUAUCAGAAUACUAAAAACACUAACAAUUUAAAUAUGAAACACGUUAUAUACGAAAGCAACUGUGAUGUAGGUCUAUUGAUUUUCAUACGAAGCAGUGUAAAGUCAGCGCAGGUAUUUGGAGAAGUCCAUGUCUUCAGACACUACAAAACAUACAUCUCAAAUAUAAUUUGCCUUUACCAUAUAGAAAUGCAGAAAUUAUCCCUGUUAGAAAUACCUGUUUGUUCAUAUUCCAUAUGAGCACAUUUGAAUGUCGAUGUGUAAAAUGUAGACUGACAGGCCUGUGAUAUGUUUAAAAUAAUGAGGGUUUUUUGACGGAUUCCCGAACGUUUUCAAGAAAGAAACAGAAACCCUUACUCGGGGUUCUGAUGUAAUGGAAAUGUUCUACGAUAUUGUUCUCAGCAGAGAACACUUGUGACAUAAAUAAUUUCACUCUGACAGAUGUAGCCUUUGGUUUGUUGUAUGUGUGUGUAUCUAUAUGCGCACACACGUUGCUGAUAUGUGUGAACCUUCAGGCAGUGCCUCUUACUGAAUGGUCUCUUUGCUGCAGAACAGUUGCAUGUUAUAUGAUCGAAAUGGAAAACAAGAGCUCCAGAAAAUUCUGUUUCUGCAGUGUUCUUGAAGAGUUCUCUCUCUCUCUCUCUCUCUCUCUCUCUCUCUCUCUCUCUCUCUCUCUCUCUCUGGCUAUGAAUGAAAGAGGAUGAAUAGAUGCAGAUAUAGAACAAGGCAGAUGAAAACAUGGAGAACAGCACCAUGAGAACAGAGGUUUUUUUCACCCUCCCAGCUCCAACAUUAAGGAGGGAGUCUUGCAUGACUGUGAGUUUCUUAAAAGAAUCACGAUUAACUAAAUGCUUUUCUUAAUUUCCAAUUUUCUGACCAGUUAUCCAAAUUAUUAGCGAUGCCAAUCAAUAAAAAAUACACAAAAGUU
Messenger RNA from Electrophorus electricus (electric eel), 6799 nucleotides. It is a transcript of the gene ttbk1b, whose product is annotated as tau tubulin kinase 1b. NCBI's taxonomy places the organism in Eukaryota, Metazoa, Chordata, Actinopteri, Gymnotiformes, Gymnotidae. Gene Ontology annotation, molecular function: ATP binding; protein kinase activity. Gene Ontology annotation, biological process: protein phosphorylation. The record is from RefSeq and is a predicted model, not a curated record.